Molecule: messenger RNA, 810 nt
Organism: Aspergillus melleus
Lineage: Eukaryota; Fungi; Ascomycota; Eurotiomycetes; Eurotiales; Aspergillaceae
Product: AMP-activated serine/threonine-protein kinase regulatory subunit
Exons: 5
Coding region: 1-810 (269 amino acids)
Source: RefSeq, a predicted model, not a curated record
AUGGCAUGCAUUGUUUCCGCUCCGCUAUGGGAUUCCAAAUCUUCCACCUUCGCAGGUCUACUGACCACGUCCGAUUACAUCAAUGUCAUCCAAUAUUACUUUCAAAACCCGGCCGCGCUGGACCAAAUCGAUCAGUUCCGGUUAGAUAGUCUGCGAGACGUGGAAAGGGCACUGGGUGUCGCGCCGCCCGAAACCAUCUCUAUCGACCCCGAGCGACCCCUCUACGAGGCUUGUCGGCGCAUGCUCCAGUCUCGAGCCCGAAGAAUCCCUCUCGUAACGAAUGACAGCCAAACGGACCGAUCCCACGUUCUUAGCGUCGUGACUCAGUAUCGCAUCUUGAAAUUUGUCGCCGUCAAUGUUAGUGAGACACAGAAGUUGAAGAAACCGCUAGGGGAACUGCGACUCGGUUCCUAUCAGAAUCUGGCCACCGCUUCGAUGGAUACUCCUGUCAUCGACGUGAUCCAUAUUCUCGUGGAGCGAAGUAUAUCGAGCGUGCCUAUUCUGAACUCGGAAGGGGUCGUCUAUAAUGUAUUUGAGGCAGUCGACGUGAUCACAUUGAUUAAAGGUGGUGUCUACGGUGAUCUGAGUCUAACCGUCGGCGAGGCAUUGAAAAAGCGGCCUCAGGACUUCCCUGGCAUUUACACCUGCUCUCUCAACGAUGGUCUGGAUACUAUCUUCGACACGAUUCGCAAAUCCCGCGUGCACCGAUUGGUCGUGGUGGAUGAUAACUUCCGACUAAAAGGAGUCCUCACACUGAGCGACAUCCUACAAUACAUACUACUGGAAGGCGAAAAUGAUGAACUUUCCUGA